Messenger RNA from Rhincodon typus (whale shark), 2548 nucleotides. RefSeq names its product TBC1 domain family, member 24 (gene tbc1d24). The record is from RefSeq and is a predicted model, not a curated record. The transcript is spliced from 11 exons. NCBI's taxonomy places the organism in Eukaryota, Metazoa, Chordata, Chondrichthyes, Orectolobiformes, Rhincodontidae. Bases 968 to 2548 code for a protein of 526 amino acids.
AUCGCCCAUUUCGGUUGAUGAAGAGAUGCGCCCUCACCCUCUGCCCUCCUGAGACCCGGAGCUUGAGCCCCCCGAGGCAGUUGGCGACGCUCCACCCGUCUUGGUGCAAAAUGCUGAAUUGGAGCAAGGACCUUACCAGAUUUUUUUUUGCAUUAAGACUGCAUUGUAAAUUGACAAAUGCAAAUUGACAAUUGCUGCUUGUAGCAGCCUGGGUUUUGCUUGCACUGUUGUCAGUUGCUUGGAAUUAGACUUCAUUUUUGUGUUGGAAAAUGUGGAUAUUCUCAUUUCACUGCGUGUUCAGUUAGGACAUUGGAUUUUCGUUCAUGUUUCAGGUCUUGUAACAAAUUGCAAAGCGAAGCCUUCAACGUUUGAAACCGUUUAGUAUGGUUUGAGGGCGUUUUGAAAUGUUGUAAAACGGAUGCCCUUAUUCAAGAAAUGUGACAAGCAGUUUGUGAAAGGAUUCUUCCACAACAACAAUGUGAUACUGAUCAGGUUAAAUGGCCGAGGAUACAAAGAGACGUGAGGGCCCCAUCAAGAUCAACAUGGGCUAAUCAGACUGAUUGACCUAUCCCUGCAGUGGAUGAUGUAAUUCCCUGUCAAGUGAUCAUAAGGCACGUGGUUAUAACUGGCAAGACAAGCAUUUGACCAUCCCUGAUUUCCCUUGAACUUCGCUGUCUGGCCAUUUCAAACUGUGGUUAACAGUCCAUCUCAAUCCUGUGAGUCGAGAGUCACUGGUAGGCUAGACAAGGUAAUCUGCUCACUUUGGGUUUCUCAGUUUUGAAGCAAGUGCUUUCAUUGGAUAGAAGUUAACAGCAGUUAACAACUGCCAGCAAUUAAAUGUCCUGCAUGGGAAAAUUGGGCAAUUGGAUUGGAUACUGUGAAAACCAAGUGCAUCUUGAAGAUCAAAUUCUGCCCCCGCACCUUCAACUCUCAAAUACUGAAACAAAAGGAUCAGUGAACUCCAGCUAUGUCUUACGUGGAGAGUGGACAGUUUGUGGAUUGGGACAAAAUUACUGACCUGGAGAAAGAUAGUCCUGUGGUCCUGUCCCGCAUAGAUAGCAACUUGUUAAAGCAGUACGCCAGACAAGGUUAUUGGGCGAAGAGCCACUCUCUCAGAACAAAAAUCUAUGAACAAAUUAUCAAAGCUGUCUCAUGCAGGACAGUGACUCCUGAUGCUGAGGUGUACAAGGAUAUUGUUGGAAAGAUCACAGGAAAAAGAAAUGCCUCCACUCUGCCACUGCCAGAAUUUGUGGAUGGUAGUGCAGUGCCAGACUAUUGUCUGAACACAGACGGAGUUGUUGCAGUUAGGAAGAUUGUGGUUUGUAUUUCCAACCAGUUUCCAGACAUCUCUUUCUGUCCUGUGCUGCCAGCCAUUGUAGCACUGUUGCUACAUUACAGUACUGAUGAAGCAGACUGCUUUGAGAAAGUGUGCCGGCUCUUGGCUUGUAAUGACCGUACGAAACACUUCAUAGAUCAAACUUUCUUGGCCUAUGAGUCCUCUUGCAUGACCUUUGGAGACCUAGCCAACAAAUACUGCCAAGGUGCCCACAAGCUGAUAGUGAGUGCUUCAGAGGAUGUCCUGGAGGUUUACUCCGAUUGGCUGCGAUGGAUUUUUGGAGACCUGCCCUUUAACUACGCAGCCCGCGUGUUGGAUAUCUUCUUUGUCGAAGGAUUUAAAGUACUUUACAGGGUAGCACUGGCUCUCCUCAAGUUUUUCCGAAAAGUCAGAAUCAGACAGUCUGAAAAAUCUGCUGACAUUCGAACUGAUAUACAGAACUUCAUUCAAGGAAUUGCUGAGCACGUCCCAGUUGAAAAGCUGUUGGAUAAAGCGUUUUCUAUUCGCCUAUUCUCAAGGAAGGAGAUCCGUUUACUUCGAGAUGCCAAUGAAAAAGCACUGAAGCAAAAAGGCAUCACUGUAAAUCAGAAGAGACGAAGACACAAUGUUCAUCUAGCAGUAAAUGUUGAAAAUUUCAAAUCUGAAAUUGUCAGUGCAAAGGAGAUGAGAGAAAUUUGGUCCUGGAUCCCAGAACGAUUUGCCCUUUGCCAACCAAUGUUGAUUUUCACUACUUCAGACGAUGGUUAUAGCCUGACUAGAUUUUAUGCCCGCUGCGAGGGCUAUGAACCAACCAUCAUUCUCAUCAAAACAACUGAGGCUGAGGUUUGUGGUGCUUACCUGUCAACAGAUUGGAGAGAACGGAGGCGAGGAGGAAACAAGCUAAGUUAUUUUGGCACAGGGGAAUGUUUUGUGUUUAAGCUACAACCCGAAAUGGAAAGAUAUGAAUGGAUUAUCAUUAAACAUCCAGAAAUGGAAGCUUCUAAAAGCCUUCUGGAUGCUUGCCCAGAGUCACCACAGCAGUCUGGUUUCUUGGAUACAGAAAUCCCCCAGGAGCAGAGUCUACUUAAUUCACCUGAGGAACUCUCAGACAGAUUAUCGCCCUUUCUCGCCACACGUCAUUUCAAUUUGCCGUCGAAAGCUACUUCAAUGUUCAUGGCUGGAAGUGCAGAAUCCAUUAUAGUUGGUGAGCAAAAUUGUGUCUAUUAUAUGUAA